UCACCUGAGAGCUUCUGUUGGGAAGCUGGUGCAGGCCAGAUCUCAAUUCACACUGUGGUUUCCUUUAUAAAACCACACCUUGGAGAGCAUAGGCUAAGGCUGAAGGUCACCUCCCCCCUUCUCUUCAGACUGUUUUUUUUUUCCUAAAAAAACCAAACAAACAUGGAAGUGGCUUUUCAGGUUUAGGUUGAAUAGGAUGUGAACAGAUAUAAAUGCUUCUUUAGCACCAGACAUCUGAUUUAGCCUAUAUAACAGCUAGCAAGAGGAAAUUUGCAACACAAAAGUUAGUAGUAUGCAUUUCUCAAUUGCUUAUACACAGAAGCUAAAAUUAGAGGUGUUCAGAGGGAGUAUAAGUUCCCUUUGUAGACUAACUGAACAACAAGCUAUUUGAUCCUUACUACUGAGUUUGUGCUGCAGAACCACAUCUCUUUGUAUGUUUGUGCAGAAAAGUGUUUUAUUGUCUCAGCUGAAAAGAGCAGGGAAAGCAGUCUAGUCCGUUUCAAAAUCACCUUGGCAAAUGACAACGUUGCCAAAGGUUUAUUCACCUACUUGUGCUUGUUGAGGGCUGGUACGGUAAGGCAGACAAACUGGAAAACCUGGUAUUGCACAGCACAAGAGCUGUAGUUCUGGAGACUGGGCAAAUCGAUACUUCCUCCCCCUCCCUUUUCUCUCUAGCUAGCGCCGGCGACGUAUUUGUCCUUCCAAGGAAUUCCCCUCGUUUAUCAGUGUUUUGAGAUCACUCCUGCGAAAACCAUCCCUACUCUCGCUGUUACGGUCUUUAACCUCAUACCAGAACUGCUACUGGCAUAACUGCAGCUGAAACUGCAGAAGAAAAUGAGUUAUCAUCUCCUUGCUUGCUUCAGAAACAAAGAUCCUCGCCCAGGAACGGAAGCGAUGAAAACGCAAAGCUCUGAUCAGGAGCAGGAGGAUAUUGAAUUACAAAUAGAAGAGGUUAAUAGAGAAGAAAGUGAGGCUGUUUAUAAUGAGCCUCUAACUUCGCAAACAGCAGCAACAAAAAAGAACAGGGAUCAUUGGAAAUCAUGCAACAAUGUCAUUUUCUGGAAGUGUAAACUAUGGAUGGUUAUAGCUACAAUUUUUAUAGCGCUCUUCCUGGUAAUUCUCAUCAGCCUACUUCUCUAUUCUAAUGUUUACACAGAUGAGGAUGAGUAUUGGGAUCCUGAUGCACUCCUACACAGUGGAAACUAUCGCAAUUUUUCUGGAAAACUCAAGUUAAAGUGUGGUCUUCCAUACCUUUUCUCUGAAGACAUCACCAAGAGGUUAACAGAUGUCUACAGUUCAUCUCCAGCUCUGGGACGCUACUUUAGGUCAGCUCAAGUGGUUUAUUUCAGUAAUGAAAGCGCUACUGUAUUUUAUCAGCUGGAGUUCUCUGUACCACCAUCAACAGAAGGGUUUAUGGAAAACAUGAUGAAUCCAGAGUUUAUAAGGAAUGUUUUACGUCAAAAUAUUUAUGAUGAAGAAGAUGUUCUUCAUCAUGGGACAUCUGAAUGUACCAAGUUAAAGCUUGACCCAGCUUCUCUUACCUUAACAUAGAAAUGAUGGAAAGACUCCUCUUCUUCCUCGGCUACUUGGAGAGAUUGCCUUCUCAGGUCUCUUAGUAAUCCAAAGGGCUGGGAGCUAUUCGUUAUGUAGAAACACUUCUAAUGAUGUUGAUGUUCUGUAAAUACUGUGUGAUGCAGUAUGGUAAGCUGAAAAUGUGGUAUAUUUAUAACAGUGUUGUACUCCUAGAACAUUGCUACCUCCUUCUUUACCGUUGUCCUUAUAUAUCAGUAACCCAUUUUGAUUUGCUUUUGGGAAAAUCAUGUAUCGUGCUUGAUACAUGCUCCAUUGACCUGCCUUAGGAAUCAGUUCUGCAUUCCUUGCGCUUGCUUUAGAAGCAUUCUUGCCUAUACUUCCUUUCUUCUGCUCUUUGCUUAUCCAGAAUUAUCUGCAUAGCUUCAUCCUCCAUACUCACCUCCAUACUCACUUCAUCCUUCCAUAGUCACCUAUGCUCAAGUCUGUGACUUUUUCCCUGUUGACUUCCUCAGCCUCGUUUCCCCGUUAUUCUUUCCUCUCAAAGCAACCUGAAAACUUAACGUGUCCCUGUUAUUUUCUUUAGUUGCAUGCAAGGCCUUUGCAUUAGCUUCUUAAGCGAGCUGGGAAUCUUAUCAUCCCUUUGUUCAUCCUAUAGUCUUCUUAGAGAAGAUAUUAUCUGCUUUAUUUUUCUCUUUCAUAAUGUGAAAUAGAAAUGUCCCAAGGGUCCAUCUUCAUCAAUGUGUUGCACAGUGCCACGUAGACUGAUGGAUCUCUGCUCUUGGUAGAGUCCUGCAGCACUCACAAGGAUAUUUCUGAUGAAUGUAAUGGAAAACUCAGCGGUGCUGUUUGCAAUAGCCAGGUAAAGGGCAUCUUGCCCAGAGCUAAUAAAUGUAUUUAAAGUGAAUAGCGCAAUGCCAUGGAUAAGAGACAUAUCUUGUUCCCUAACGCAUCUGAAUGUCUGAGGAAUCUUUGAAAGUUCAAAUAAGCUGCACACUUUUAACAACUGGCUACUGUUAGACAGUGAUGCUUGUGAAAAGGCAGCUAUUUGACCUGCAUUUGUAAAUUCAAAGAGAAGUUAGUCUAGAUCCUGAAUAUACCCCCUGCCCCAACAGGGGAAAUAAAAAUGAACAGAUGCAAGAUUUUUGCCUUAAUAAGGUAGCAAAUACUCGUUCUAGCUGACAAGAGAUUGCACAAAAUGGACCAGUGCUAAGAGAAGGGUGCUGAGGCACAUCAUGUAGGCCAGUGUGGCAUGACAGUUCGUUACUGGCAAUAAUAUCAACAUUUAAAAUUAAGCAUUAGCUUUACUAGAGAUGUGAUGAAUUCACUACCAUGCUAGUGAAAUAUAACUUCUUGUCGUGAAUGCAUUGUUUGAAUUUGUUACUGUAAACGUGUAUAGCCAGUAUAAACGCUGCUACUGUUGGAUAGAGAAAUGUAUUUUAAGAAACCUUUUGUAUUAUCUUGAGAAAUAGCUUGUGGGAAAUUGUGUUUCUGUUUUUUUAAUGUUAUUAGUAUA
This is a messenger RNA of Struthio camelus australis, 3046 nucleotides long. The record is from RefSeq and is a predicted model, not a curated record. NCBI's taxonomy places the organism in Eukaryota, Metazoa, Chordata, Aves, Struthioniformes, Struthionidae.